UUAUGGGGUUAGGAUUCUGCAAGGCUAGUUUGGGGGAAUGUGAGGAUAGGAGGGAGGCUUUGAAAGAGAAGGGGCAGUUUUUUUGAGGGGCUGGAAAUUGGGUAUAGGAGACAGAAUAUUUUGGGUGCUGUAAAGAUGUGGGAGGUCUGAGAGGGGAAAGGGUAAUAGGGAUUGGGAAGUAUAGGGGAGCAUCUUUUGGAAGCUUUUUGGAACUGCAGUUGGGGAUGAGGAGCAGCACCUUAUCAACUCCUUUGGCAUUGAGUGCAGCCUUCGUUCUGGCUACUGGUUUGGCACCAGGAAGAGCAGAAAUUGUGGAGGAGACGUGCCUUGUUCCUUGUGGAAGCCAUGUCCACCUUCCGGCAGGAAAAUGUGGAAGACCACUAUGAGAUGGAGGAGGAGCUGGGCAGUGGCCAGUUUGCAAUUGUGCGGAAGUGCCGAGAGAAGAAGAGUGGCCUGGAAUACGCAGCCAAGUUUAUCAAGAAGCGGCGCCUGUCCUCAAGCCGCCGGGGGGUGAGCCGUGAGGAGAUUGAGCGGGAGGUGAACAUUCUGCGGGAGAUCCAGCACCCCAACAUCAUCACCCUUCAUGACAUCUUUGAGAACAAGACGGACGUGGUACUAAUUCUGGAGCUGGUCUCAGGUGGGGAGCUCUUUGACUUCCUGGCUGAGAAGGAGUCACUGACGGAGGAGGAGGCCACCCAGUUCCUCAAGCAGAUCUUGGAUGGGGUCCACUACCUGCACUCCAAGCACAUUGCCCAUUUUGACCUCAAGCCUGAGAACAUCAUGCUCCUUGACAAAAACGUCCCGAGCCCUCGGAUCAAGCUGAUCGACUUUGGCAUUGCUCACAAGAUUGAAGCAGGAAACGAGUUCAAGAAUAUCUUUGGCACCCCAGAGUUUGUAGCUCCAGAAAUAGUCAACUAUGAACCUUUGGGCCUGGAGGCUGACAUGUGGAGCAUUGGAGUCAUUACCUACAUCCUCCUGAGCGGCGCAUCACCUUUCCUGGGUGAAACGAAGCAGGAGACUUUGACCAAUAUCUCUGCUGUGAACUACGACUUUGAUGAAGAGUAUUUCAGCAACACCAGUGAACUAGCCAAGGACUUCAUUCGGCGCCUGCUGGUCAAAGAUCCCAAGAAACGAAUGACGAUUGAGCAGAGCCUUGAGCAUCCAUGGAUUAAGGUGAUCAAGCGACGGAAUGUCCGGAAUGAAGACAGCGGCAAGAAGCCUGAGCGCCGACGCCUCAAAACGACGCGGCUCAAAGAAUACACCAUCAAGUCCCAUUCAAGCAUGCCCCCCAACAACACCUACAUCAACUUUGAGCGCUUCUCCAAAGUCAUGGAGGAGGUGGCGGUGGCUGAGGAGAGCCUGCGGGAGCUGCAGCGGAGCAAGAAGUCCUUCCAGGAGGACAUUGAGGCCUUGCGGUCCAUCUAUGAGGAGAAGGAGCUGUGGUACAAAGAGGAGAACGAGGCCAUCAGCCAGGACCUCCGUCAGAUCCGGCAGGAGAUGCAGAAGACGGAGGCCCUCAAGCGGCUGACCCAGGAGGAGGCCAGGGGUGCCACGCUGGCUGCCAAUGGGCUGAAGCGGCGAUAUCGGAAGCUGGAGAACCGCUUUGAGGCCCUGGCCAAGCAGGUGGCCUCGGAGAUGAAGUUUGUGCAGGAGCUGGUUCGAUCUGUUGAGCUGGAGAAGUCGCAGAGCGGGGAAGGGGACUGCACCAUCCGCUAACGAUGCUCCUAUGAGCCCCUGUGGGUGCCUGGAGGAGCUCAGGGCCAGCCCUUCUCCUGCCAAAGACGUCUGCUUGUCCUGCAUCCUGAGGGGCACACACUCCUUAUUUAAUACCUGGUGUGGCUGCUUCCAAGACUACACGUCCCAUUAUGCAGUGCUCCUGCCUGGCCCUGUUAAGUGGAUGGAUCCUGCAUGCUCGGAACUUGUAGUCGUUUCCCACCAGAAAAUGGUGCAGCUUGUGUAUAUUACCUACAAGUCUUGCUUGGACUCCCACUUUCCACCUUAGUGCUGGCAGAAGGUCCCCCUUCCUUAUUGCAUCUGAGCAGACCCCCCCUUGCCUCACAAACAGAUUUCAGGUUGCGAGGUGUGUAGGCACAGGCCUGUCCCUGACCGCAGGUCUGGCUUGCUCGCAGUGCUUCUGCCCACUCAGGCUGGCACCCGGGCAGUUCGGGGCAGGGCUUUGUGCCUGCACCCUCCCGGAAGCAGCCAUGCAGGGGCAGGCAGCUGCAGCUCCUCCCGGCACCCGAAGGCACUUCCUUGUGUCUUUCCAACGAGGAGCUUUCCGGGGUGGCUUUCCACACGGGGUUUGGCUUUCUGGCAUUCAAGAUUCGAGGGCCAUCUUGUGGAGUUGAGUGUGAGAGAUCCAGAUCAAAGGGAGGACUGCUUGCACCCUGGAAUUGAACAGUGGCAUUCCCUUCCACAAGAUUCUGUGAUGGGAACCAUUUUGGAUGGAUUAGUAGGACUUUAAGAAAAGCUUCCUGAAAGAGAAGGCUAGCAGUGGCAACUAGCCCAAGGGCUACAGAUCUGGUCCAGGAUGAGAGGUGGCACGCUGGUGCACAGCAGUGUCUGGGGACGUGGGCAGGAGCCUGCCAUUGCUGCCCUUGGGACCUGCUGGUGGGCUCGGUGGGCGGCUGGCUGGCCACUGUGUGAAUGGCAGACAGGGCUUGUUGCACCCGGGCCUGAUCCAGCCUCCAAGUUCUGCUGCUGCUCCCAUGGGGUACCACCAGGGCAGGGGGUCACUGAAUGUCACCCAUGCUAUACCUUGCAGGCAGUGGAAGACAAGCUGGUAGGUAGGACCAAGGAGGCUUCUCUGUCAAGCUUGAAGUGUGCAGUGAGCACAGAAAGGCGGAGAAUUCUGGCAGGAUGUCCACAUUGUUUCUGUGCAGAGAUGCAUCCUAGUUUUCUGUGCCCCUUUGCUUUGGUGCUCUUCCUUGUGUCAAGGAAGAGCUUUUAUUUGAUGGGGGGGGAGUAAGCUUUUCAAAAAAGAAAAAAACUGGGAUUCUUCAUCCAACUUCAUCUCCAGGGAGGGGGACUUGGCCAAUAACUUCUGUCUGCCCUCAUCAGUUGUGGUGGUUCUGCAUGUGGGGUUCAAGGACAAACUGAAUCCAGCAUCGGCAGGGAAGCAGGUGUUUGCGCUGUGUGGACAGGUGCUCUGGGCUGUGGUUGCCAACUGUGCUGAUGGAACCCUUCCCCCCGCACGCCCCCUUUUUUCCCUGUAGACUUGAAGGAAAGUGUGGCCCUCCUUGUGUCCCAGCAGUGAUGGCUCUCAUGGCUCCUGGAAUUUUCCUGCUGUGCUUCCCUCACAGUCUCCUUACUGUGUUUCAGUGGCAGAAGCUCCACCCCUCAGAUGGGGCCACCUGCUGCAGCUUUUCCCUGAAAGAUGUUAAAUCUGGUAGAGCUUGGUGCAACUGAAACAGCAUGGCUUCUCUUUCAGGAGCCAAACCCUCAGCCAAAGCCAGCCAGGCUCUUUCACUUGGUAUCUGGGAUGGCUUCUCUUCUUGGAUGGCGCUUUCCUCUUUUCCAAUCCAGAGAGACCCCUGUGUUGCUGAGGUCGCCUUGCCACAGCCCCCCUGGAUACUCCUCAUAUCUGCUAUAAACCUUCCUUUUCUGUUUCAGUCUUCUAAUUCUCUUCCUCCUUGAUCCUCUCUUCUAUCUUUCUGUAUCCUGUCUUCAUAGAGUUGUAGAAUAGUAGAUUUGGAAGGGGCCAAGAUGGCCAUCGAGUCCAUCCUCCUGUGGGUGCAGGGCACCCAUUCAUCCACUCAAGUGGCUGUCCAGUUUCUUUUUGGAUGUCUGUAGUCUGGGAGUGCCCAUGACCUCUCCAGACAACUGGUUCCACUGUCGUAUUGCUCUGACAGUGAGGAAACUUCUUGACAUUUAGCCUCAACCUGGGUUAUCGGAGCUUGAGCUGAUUAUUCCAUGUCAUCUUAAACUUCAUCCCUUCUCCCCUUCCUUGUAUUGUGUCUCAUGCUUUCAGGAAUCUCCUUCCACCUCAGAAGUUCCAUUGCUUCAUCAGUCUCCAAUCUAAAAGAAGAAAAAUCUUUAUCCAUGCUUUUUUCACAUUGCAUAUCUCUUGUCCUUUCUCUCUCUCUCUCAGCUGUAAGCUUGAAGUAAGUACUGCUCUGUAGCCAACACCAAGAAUAAUCCUCACACAUCACUGACUGACAGUGGUACCUCCAGCUCUUGGAUCAGCCCAAGCCCUGCCUUGAUGUGCCGCAAGCAAAGCAAGAUCUCUCCUACUGAGCUACCACCCUUUUGCUAAAGAUAAGGCAAGAUUCCAGUCCUCGCAGUUCCAAAGAAAGGCUGAUUUAGAUCAGUAUGUAGGUGCUGUGCCUUGUUCCAUUUGGCCCAGCAGCGUCAACACGGAAUGGCUUCCUGGAGCUCCAGCACUGUUAGAGACAUUGGGGUUCGCAGCUGGAGCCUCUCACUCACACUAGCCGCUGUACUGCUUUGUCAUUCUCUCCGGGUGAAGCCAAAAUGUGCUUGUUCACAACACUCAGCUCCCAGUUUCUUCCUCUUCCCCAGUCUGCUUCACUGGGGGUGGGGGGGGGUGUUCUUGUGACCAAAGGUUUGAUUUCUGUGCAUCUUGUCCUCCCCCACCACGAGCUUUCCUGGCCCAGUCAGUGGAGAGGAUCUGAACCUGCUGCAGAAGACACAGUAUGGAAACCUUCGUUCCUCUCCGAGCUGCUGAACUGGGCUUGGUGGUCAGUCUUGGAACAGUCAUGAUUCAGGGAGUUGCUAGGGAAGAAGCGUUUCUGUGCGUGAAGCUUCGCUGUAUCCACUAUUCUGCCUUCCAGCUAGUGUCACAAGGGGGAAAUCCAGCAGCUGAAAUGCUUAAGACCAAGCUUGAGAUUAUCUUUAAAACCUUCAGCAAAAGGUUGCAGCACCUCUCGCCCCUUAGCAGGAACCUCCCUGUCCUAAAGGGAUGACUGAAUGGGGUCAUCCCCAACGUUCUGCCCAGCAUUCCGUGUUUCCUGGAAGCUCGGUGUGCCCAGCCCUAGCUGGGAUGCUCAUGGGGGUCACUCCCUUUUCAGGUUCCUUCCCAUGGCCCCCCAACCAAGGCUUCCCUCACGUGUCUUCAUGGCCCCUUUUGGUGUGCUUUUAGGCUGGGUGUGCUUUGUGGCCCUUGCACUGGCCUCUGGAAACUCAAAAUUCAUCUUUGGAAAAGAGGAAGGGGGCAGGGGUUCCUAAGGGCCUGGAGUCCCAUGCUCAACCCAUCUUUGACUUCUUGCAGUCUUAGACUCCCACACCUCUUCCAGCACUUUGUGUUGACUUUUUUCUGUGCCAGACUAAAGAGUUGUAGCUACUAAAAAGAAACUGGGACCAAGGAGUUUGGUUCAUGCACUGGCUUUCUGUCUGUUUCCUGGCCAAUAUCAUGUUGCACCCACAGAAAUCGUCUGAGUAGGAGGGCAUCAUGGGGCUGGGUUCUGGGCGCAGUUUGGCGGCUUUCAGGCUUCCUACCUCCAAGGGACCCUCUCAGAUGCAUGGUUUGGCCAUUGAGUUGCAGGUGUGCACCUGCUGUGUAGCUCCCUGUCCCCCAUCGUGGACUGUGCGAUGGUGUGAAGGCCCAGCCCAUGUGUGGGAAGGUGGCAAAUGGUUCUGCAGACUUUGGCAGUCAUUGCUCAUCUUGUGUUUUUUCUGUACUGGGUGCUUCAGGCUGCCUGGUGGGAAGAGGUGGUGAUGCCCAGGACCUCGGUGGCCGUGCUCCAUUCUCGGACUUCCACCCCUGGCCUCGGGGCAUUAGGAGGAGGCCUUAAGUGCAGCAAGAGCUCAGCUCCACUGCGGUGGCCCUUGUUCCUGGACGGGUCUCACAUGCCUGUCCUUCCACUGUUCCCCUCUGGGUUGGAGCAGAGAGCAUUCCAUGGUGCUCUGUGCAUGUUUUAUGUUUGCCAUGAAGUAUAACUUGCAUGGUCUCCUCCAUUUCCCAGUCUGUGGGAAAGCCGUUUGAGAAACAAACAGCCUUGGCGGUUGCUGUGCAUCUCACCUGCCACCUGGGGUCUGGUUCUGAGGGACCCAGGAAUGGCCCUGAUGGUGGGGAGCUCGCUUGCACUCCCUGGGCUCCGGGCCGCCGCUCCUCCUGUGGCUGCACUGCUUCAGCCCUGGCGGGGAGGCGUCCUGUGUUCUUCCACAGCUGCAGCUUCUCUUGAUUACAAGAGGAGCAAGCCUUUUGGGGAAGCUAACAAACGGCCCAAUUGUGCGCUCUCAGCCUGUGGCAGCAUCAUUUGAAAAACCUGUCCACUGAAGCACCUGGUGCCAAAACCUCCGCAGCUGCACAGUGGCCAACUUGCAUGCCUUAGUCCAUUGCUGGAAGUGUUUUGCACCCAGAAGGACAUCCAAGCACAGGAUGACGGCCAAGUGGGCCAGCAGGCCAAGUGGGGGAGGAUCCUUGCCUGGGCCAGUUGCAACGUCCCUGUGGCUGCUGAAAAUGCUUGCGGGGCCUUCUGUCUAAAUGGGGGCAGGUGGAGGAAUGGUUCUGUAUGCUGCUUUUUCUUGGAGGAAAUGUGGGUUGUACAUGAAAUAAACUAAAGAGAAGAA
Messenger RNA from Varanus komodoensis (Komodo dragon), 6528 nucleotides. RefSeq names its product death associated protein kinase 3 (gene DAPK3). Lineage: Eukaryota; Metazoa; Chordata; Lepidosauria; Squamata; Varanidae. The transcript has 9 exons. Gene Ontology annotation, biological process: positive regulation of apoptotic process; protein phosphorylation; intracellular signal transduction. The coding region runs from base 346 to 1716 and encodes 456 amino acids. The record is from RefSeq and is a predicted model, not a curated record. Gene Ontology annotation, molecular function: ATP binding; protein serine/threonine kinase activity. Gene Ontology annotation, cellular component: cytoplasm; nucleus.